AAUGCGAGAGGACAUAUUGUCCUUACUAUAAAAUCCAUCUCGACCUCGGUCCAUCUAUAUCCUCUCAUCCUUAUCCAAAUCCCUAGACUUUCAAGAUUAUUAUUAUGGCGACCUCACGACUGGCGAGAUUCAUAACCGAGGUUGCGCCACCGCAAGUUGUCACGGUGAUGCGGCGAAGAACGGCGAAAGUACUCGACACGAUCAAGGAGGAAGAAAGAGAAGUUGGGACUGAUCAUUCCAUGUUUUCCUCUUCUCUGACUUCCAAAGUCUCACCCUUUACUUCUCCUUGUUCUGCUUCUUCCUCCUCUGCUUCAUUCAGUUCCGGUCGGACGUAUUUCCCGGUUACAGAUAACCGGGGCUCGUUCCCGGUAUUCAAGAACUGACACCAAUUCCAUCGUCUUCUGCUGAAAUAAUGGUUUUUCAGAUGUAAUUAUGUCCAUGGUUGCGUUGUUUUCGGUAGUUUGUGUAUGUAAAUCUUGAUUUCCCGGUGAGCUCCGGUGAUUCGGUUGAUCAAAACCGGAUUAGCAUCGUGAGGCCUAAACCGGGUGGACUCUAAUGUAUGUGGAAGGGACUUUGUUCGUCUUCCAUGUAUUGUUUAAUGAAAUGAGCCCAAAGUCUAUAAUUCUAGUAUAUUUUCA
Messenger RNA from Brassica oleracea var. oleracea, 638 nucleotides. RefSeq lists its product as uncharacterized. NCBI's taxonomy places the organism in Eukaryota, Viridiplantae, Streptophyta, Magnoliopsida, Brassicales, Brassicaceae. The transcript has a single exon. Bases 105 to 383 code for a protein of 92 amino acids. The record is from RefSeq and is a predicted model, not a curated record.